CCACUAAGCAACUUCUUCACUCACUGGUUAUCUCUCGCCUUGAUUAUUGUAACUCCCUCCUCAUUGGCCAACCUCAUCGCAGGCUAUCCCCUCUUCAGUCUAUUAUGAAUGCUGCUGCCAGACUCAUCCACCUUACUAACCAUUCUGUAUCUGCCACCCCUCUCUGCCAAUCCCUCCACUGGCCUCCACCCCUCUCUGCCAAUCCCUCCACUGGCCUCCAUUCAGUGUCCUCCACCCCCUCUCUUCCAAUCCCUCCACUGGCCUCCACUCAGUGUCCUCCACCCCUCUCUGCCAAUCCCUCCACUGGCCUCCAUUCAGUGUCCUCCACCCCUCUCUGCCAAUCCCUCCACUGGCCUCCAUUCAGUGUCUUUCACCCCUCUCUGCCAUUCCCCUCCACUGGCCCCUGUCACGAUCAUAGCGUCAGACCCCAGACCUUCUCACCAAACUCGUGACCGAAGGACUAGCCGAUCUAACCCACGAUGUGAUGUGCCUAACAAUGCCACACCCAGCUGCACCCUGCACAACGAUUGUCCAGCUAAUGGACCACAGAUCGAUGUACCGGCAGCCUGAGCGAUUGUUACUGGCCCCCACUCAGUGUUCUCCAUCCCUCUCUGCCAAUCCCUCCACUGGCCUCCACUCAGUGUCCUCCACGCCUCUCUGCCAAUCCCUCCACUGACCUCCAUU
Molecule: messenger RNA, 684 nt
Organism: Staurois parvus
Lineage: Eukaryota; Metazoa; Chordata; Amphibia; Anura; Ranidae
Source: the annotation of a GenBank genome assembly